UCCUUCGCGGGCACAGUACUCGCUCACCGUCUCAUUCUGUCUCGUUAAUUGUUCCCUUACCUUCCAUUCUCUGAACCACAAUCAGGUUUCGCCAUCUUUGCAGUUUCUUCAUUUUUCAUCCAAACGGUUCAUUUAUUGCCCUCUUGGGUUUUAUUCGUGUUCAUGAUGUCCCUAAAACCCCUGGGAGCCUUUAAAUUGGUUUGAAAAUGGGUGACUUCAAGCCCUUCUCAGAAUCGGGUUCGGCCUCAGUUUCACUGUCAAUUAGCGAAACAGUUAAUGGGUCGCACCAAUUUAUCAUAAAGGGGUAUUCUUUGGCCAAAGGGAUGGGUGCUGGGAGGUAUAUAACGAGCGACACAUUUAGUGUUGGUGGCUACGAUUGGGCAAUUUAUUUCUACCCUGAUGGGAAGAACCCAGAGGAUAAUUCCAUGUAUGUUUCGGUUUUUAUAGCCUUGGCGAGCGAGGGAACUGAUGUCAGGGCUUUGUUCAAGUUGACUUUGGUUGACCAGAGUGGGAAAGGCAACGAUAAAGUCCAUAGUCAUUUUGAUCGCCCGUUGGAGAGUGGACCUUAUACGUUGAAGUAUAGAGGCAGCAUGUGGGGUUACAAGCGUUUUUUCAGAAGAACAGCAUUGGAAACUUCUGAGUAUCUGAAAGAUGAUUGCCUUGUCAUGCAUUGCACUGUUGGUGUUGUGAGAACUCGUUUUGAGGGAGCUAAGCAGAGUGUUAUCGUACUACAACAUGGUAUGGGAGAGGAUUUUAAGGGAUUGUUAGAAUCUGAAAUUGGUUGUGACAUAGUUUUUAAAGUUGGGAAUGAAAGCUUCAAAGCUCAUAAGUUGAUACUUGCUGCCCGAUCUCCUGUCUUUAGAGCUCAGUUUUUUGGACUUGUUGGGGAUCCCAGCAGGGAUGAAGUGGUAUUAGAGGAUAUUGAGCCUUUUAUCUUCAAGGCAAUGCUUCUCUUCAUCUAUACAGAUAAACUUCCUGACAUCCAUGAGGUCAUGGGCUCAAUACCUGCAUGCUCGCACACUGUCAUGGUGCAACAUCUAUUGGCCGCUGCUGAUCUGUAUAAUCUUGAUCGGCUGAAAGUGUUAUGCGAAUCAAUUUUAUGUGAAGAAAUCAAUACUAACACUGUAGCAACAUCACUUGCACUGGCUGAGCAACAUCACUGCCCGCAGCUUAAGGCCUCUUGUUUAAAAUUUGUUGCAAAUCCAGCAAAUUUAGGAGUGGUAAUGCAGUCUGAAGCCUUCAUGCACUUGAAGGAGAGCUGCCCUUCAAUGUUGUCGGAGUUGCUGGAGGCAUUUGCAUUGGUGGAAGAUACAUUGAGCAGGAAGAGGAGUAGCAGUAGCAUAUACGGGCAAGAUGUAACAGAUGGGAUGGCCGAAGCAUCGACUAAUCCGAGUGGCAGGCAUGUCAGGAGGCGAAUGUAGAGUGCCGUUUGGAUUCACAGUCCUGUAAGUUGAUGUAAGAUGAUUUCCUUGAUUUGAAACUGCCUGUCCGUACAAGUGCUUCAUAGCUGUUCUUUUUUAUCCAUUGCAUAAUUUUGACCUUAGCUUGUCAAUGUGCACAUUUCACCAGUGGCUGCACUGGAGAGCAGCUUCAAUGAUAGCAUGUAUACUAGGCUUUAUGAUGUUAAUGAAUCGUAAAUAGCUUAUGUUUCAUAACUUUGGUUUGUAUUCGGAUAUUGUCAAUGCAAUUGGUUAUGGCCGUCUCAACAAAAAAAUUUUCAUCCGCGAUGA
Messenger RNA from Neltuma alba, 1730 nucleotides. Its product is annotated as BTB/POZ and MATH domain-containing protein 3. Gene Ontology annotation, biological process: protein ubiquitination. The transcript is spliced from 4 exons. The coding region runs from base 207 to 1421 and encodes 404 amino acids. Lineage: Eukaryota; Viridiplantae; Streptophyta; Magnoliopsida; Fabales; Fabaceae. Gene Ontology annotation, molecular function: protein binding. The record is from RefSeq and is a predicted model, not a curated record.